Molecule: messenger RNA, 408 nt
Organism: Prunus armeniaca (apricot)
Lineage: Eukaryota; Viridiplantae; Streptophyta; Magnoliopsida; Rosales; Rosaceae
Source: the annotation of a GenBank genome assembly
AUGUUAGAUAUCAUUGAAUCUUCUUCUUCUACUCCUAUUGUUACGGUUCAUAUCGAAUCGUCCACCAACCUAUCUAUGAGAUUCAAAUUGAAUGGAUCCAACUAUGAGGUAUGGGCUUCGAUGAUCGAACUUCAUGCUACUACACAAGGCAAAUUGGGUUACCUGACUAGCGACACUGAUGCCCCUGAUUCCAAAGACCCAAAAUUUGGGAAGUUGAAAAUUGUUGAUGCUGUUGUGAAAAGUUGGAUGCGAACUAUGGAAUCUAGUUUGUUGAAUAUGUUUCAUACUCUGCUAUAUGAACUGCGGUGCCAAGCUACCCGUCUCAAGCAAGAGGGUCGUCCCGUCUCUACCUAUUUUGCCGAACUUAAGGCAAUCUGGCUUGAAUUGGACAAGAGACGUCCAUUUUAG